AUGCCAUAUUCACCAGGUUACGAUGCAGAUGCAGUACAUGAAAGGGAACAAGAAUUAUUAUUAAGAAUUGUUCAAAGGACUGCUGAGAAUCUUAUUGAUAUAUCAAAUUCUCAUUCAAUUGAACGUUUACAACAACAAGAUGCUAUCGAUCCAAUGGAUGAAAUAAAUGAAGCAAUCGAACAUAUUGAAAUCGAUUAUGUUGGUGAUUUGGUGGUUCCAUUAACUUGA
Molecule: messenger RNA, 228 nt
Organism: Diversispora eburnea
Lineage: Eukaryota; Fungi; Glomeromycota; Glomeromycetes; Diversisporales; Diversisporaceae
Source: the annotation of a GenBank genome assembly